This is a messenger RNA of Gastrolobium bilobum, 2813 nucleotides long. RefSeq lists its product as uncharacterized. Gene Ontology annotation, cellular component: MLL1 complex; NSL complex; Ino80 complex. The coding region runs from base 125 to 2563 and encodes 812 amino acids. Lineage: Eukaryota; Viridiplantae; Streptophyta; Magnoliopsida; Fabales; Fabaceae. The transcript is spliced from 8 exons. The record is from RefSeq and is a predicted model, not a curated record. Gene Ontology annotation, molecular function: G-quadruplex RNA binding; protein binding. Gene Ontology annotation, biological process: positive regulation of transcription by RNA polymerase II.
GAGCGUUGCCAUUCCAAGAAACGCACGAGUGACAUUCACAAGGGGGUUUUGUGUUGAGAGUGACAGAGAGACAACGAAGAGAGUGAGUGACACAGAGACACACACAGAGUGUUUGUGUUAAGCCAUGGGAGCUCUUGCUUCAUUCGUCCCUUGGACUCCCGAGGACGAUCUUUUGCUCAAGAACGCCGUUGAGGCCGGUGCUUCCUUAGAGUCACUUGCGAAAGGUGCAGUGCAGUUUUCUCGAAAAUUUAAUUUUAGAGAAAUACAAGAUCGAUGGUAUUCUCUCCUCUAUGAUCCUAUCAUUUCUGCACAAGCCUCUGGAUAUAUGACAAACUUUGAGCUUUCUGCUUUGCCUCACUCAUCAAGGAUCGUCAAGUUUGGACAUUCAAAAGAUCGUAAAAUUGAUGGUGUUAAGAGGAAAGCUGAAAGUGUUCGCACUUGUUAUUAUGCUAUGCGUAAAAGAUUCCGCAAUGAAGCUUUUGCUUCCUUGGACUUAAGUUUUCUCGCUGAUCAACAAAUUGGCAAUUAUGCAGUGAAUGGAAGUGGAAGCGAGCCUUUACCUGAAAACUGUAUGACCGAAGGUGCAAACUCGAUUCAUUUUUCAAAUCUUGAUCCUGCACACUAUGCUUUUCCUGAAAAUGUAAUGGAUGGCUGUGUUGCAACUAAUGGAGUUACUGCUCAUCCCUUUUACGCUGGAGUUGAGGAUCCAAUCGAAGAGAAUUUCCCCAUGGAGCAAAAAAUUAUACUUAAGGAAGAAUCUCAAAUUCUUGGAAAUAAUGUGUCUUUGAAUGGAGCCGUUGAGGAUGUUCUAAAAGAAUUGGCUACAGAUAGCUUGAAUGGAGACGAUAGUUUAGAUAGAAUGCCUUUGUCUGCAUUUAAUCAUAUCAACAAUGACCCUGGAAAUUUGUGUUCUGUGUUUGAUGGAAAUCAUGUAUUUGAUUCACCCAAGUUAGAGUGCGGAACAUCAUUUAACACCUUACAGUUAUCUCCACUUCCUGAAAUGCCAAUCUGGAGAACAGAUGAGAGCAUUCAAGAACCCGAUAUGCCAUGUGAUGGUUUUGAAGACUCCAUUGCUUGCGGGGAUGCUUAUCUGGCAGAACUGUCCAAUUCUCUCUUGAACUUCAGUGAUGAGGAAGAACUCUAUCUGAUGGACCUUGAUGGAAAAGAUGGGAUUGACAAGUCUUUUUAUGAUGGUCUGAGUUCACUUUUACUGAAUUCUCCAAAUGGUGUUAGUCCAGAUCAGAUACCUGAACAGGCUGAAACCGGGUCGUUAGUCACCUCACAGGCACAUGUUACAAAUCAGUCAGUUUCAUGUCAUGCAGAAGUAGAUGACAAUCCAGGGUUGCACUCUAGUGGUGUACAAGUUGUUCACAAAAUACAUUUCCAAAUGCCAUCUUCUGUCUCAGCUAAAGACCCUCUAUUUCCUGAACUAAUUAAUGGAGUUAUUUGCUGUACAUUAAACACUGAGGACCCAGAAGUUCCAUCCAAUGAUGAUGUUUUCCUACCCUUUGAUGUGCCUCCUUCAACAUUUUCCUUUUUUAACCAUAGAGCUAGUGAAAGAGAUAAAUUGUUGAUGCAUGUAGAACAGAAAAGCCCCGUAGAAUCUCAUGCAUCUUCUCAGAUGAUGGGAUCUCCUUGCUUCCCGGGACCUGUGGAUGAUUUUAAGGUAAAAUGUGAGUUUACCAAUAGUCAUGCAUCACACAGAGUGUCUAGUAGUGGUGGCUUUGGUGAAAAUAAUUCAGUAAACACAACCAAUGCUCUUAUGCAUGCAAAUCCCAAGGAAGAGGCUAGCAAUGUUGGCUCGGUAAAGCAUCUAAGCAAUCAUGUGACAAAUUCUUUCAUCAAGAAACCAGCCCUCGGUUCUAAUGAUUUCAGAAAUCAUCCUCAAACUAAUGGCUUUAACAUAAAACUGGAACAAGAUGUAGCCUUGCCACUUCAAGAUCAUCAGUUGCAACAUGCUGAAGCGGGAUCCUCUGAUGUUCUUGAGUCAGAGCUGGUGGAUGAGGAAGUGCAAUAUAUAGAGAGUGAUGAUGAUGUUCCUUAUUAUUCUGACAUAGAGGCAAUGGUACUUGAGAUGGACUUGGAUCCUGAUGAUCAGGUUUUGGAUUAUAAUGAGGAAGUAUCAAGGGAUGAACACGAGCAAACUGCACGAGGUAUCCCAAGAUUGGAACAGGGUGCUCAUUCUUGUAUGCGGAGAGGCAUUGCUUCACACGGAGCAUUUGCCGUUUUAUAUGAUCGCCACUCAAGGCAUUAUAUUAAGAAACCUGAGGUUUUACUUGGACGGGCAACAGAAGGUGUUUCCGUAGAUAUUGACUUGGGAAGAGGAGGAAUAUCCCGACGUCAGGCAAUUAUAAAGAUGGAUAAAGAUGGAUCUUUCUACAUUAAAAACUUCGGCAAGAGUUCAAUCCUGGUAAAUAACAAUGUAGUGCACACUGGUCAAUGUCAAAGACUACAUUGCAAUUGUCUGAUUGAGUUGAGGGGCAUGCCAUUCAUAUUUGAGAUAAGUCAAAGUCGUGUGGAACAGUACCUGGAUCAUAUUACUGACAACUCGCAGACCUUUUAAUGUCAAUUGUAAAUGAUAGCAAGAGGCCCACUAACACAGAAGGUGCUUAUUUUUACUGCACUUUUCUGAUUUUUGGUAAGGAGUGACUGCUGUUGUAUGUCAGCCUUUAGUGGUGGACUUGUGUUUCCCUGGAAUGGACUUCUUGCCCACGAAAGUAGAUAAUUCUUCAACCCAAAAUUUUUGUAAUAUGGCUAACUAUCCCAACCUUGAAAAUCUUGUUGUCAAGCCAUUGACGAAUCUGAAUCUCAUU